Molecule: messenger RNA, 1254 nt
Organism: Aspergillus eucalypticola CBS 122712
Lineage: Eukaryota; Fungi; Ascomycota; Eurotiomycetes; Eurotiales; Aspergillaceae
Product: porin
Exons: 6
Coding region: 1-1026 (341 amino acids)
Biological process (GO): monoatomic anion transmembrane transport
Cellular component (GO): mitochondrial outer membrane
Molecular function (GO): voltage-gated monoatomic anion channel activity
Source: RefSeq, a predicted model, not a curated record
AUGUCUGCUCCUGCUGCUUUCUCCGACAUCGCCAAGGCGGCCAACGAUCUCCUGAACAAGGACUUCUACCACAACAGCGCCGCCAACCUCGAGGUUAAGUCCAAGGCUCCCAAUGGCGUCACCUUCAACGUGAAGGGCAAGUCUGCCCACGAGGGUCCCAUUGCUGGCUCCCUCGAGGCCAAGCCCCGGAAACGCAAAAAACAAUGCGAACAUCCCUUGCGCACACCACCCGUCCCUUCGUCCCCAGCAGUACUUGAGGAUAGGUUCACGUUCAUGUUUGCGUGCAGCCAUGCCCCAUCCCAGCGCUUCUUCCUUCACUUCAUGUCCAGGAUUGUGGAACAUGCAGGAAUGCUAAUUAUCCGUCCCCACCCAGGCCUUACCCUCACCCAGGCUUGGACCACUGCCAACGCCCUCGACACCAAGCUCGAGCUCGACAACAACAUCGCCAAGGGUCUCAAGGCUGAGAUCCUGACCCAGUACCUCCCUGCCAAGCAGUCCAAGGGUGCUAAGCUCAACCUCUACUUCAAGCAGCCCAACCUGCACGCCCGUGCCUUCUUCGACCUCCUCAACGGCCCCUCCGCCAACUUCGACGCUGUUCUCGGCCACGAGGGCUUCCUCGUCGGUGCUGAGGGUGGCUACGACGUCCAGAAGGCCGCCAUCACCAAGUACUCCGCUGCCGUUGGCUACAGCGUUCCCCAGUACUCCGCUGCCAUCACCGCUGGCAACAACCUGACCGUCUUCUCCGCCAGCUACUACCACCGCGUCAACGCUCAGGUUGAGGCUGGUGCUAAGGCUACCUGGGACUCCAAGACCGGCAACUCCGUCGGCCUUGAGGUUGCCAGCAAGUACCGCCUUGACCCCUCUUCCUUCGCCAAGGCCAAGAUCAACGACCGUGGUGUUGCCGCUCUGGCCUACAACGUUCUCCUCCGCCCUGGUGUUACCCUCGGCCUUGGUGCUUCCUUCGAUACCCAGAACCUGAACCAGGCUGCCCACAAGGUUGGCGCCAGCUUCACCUUCGAGGCUUAGAUGAAUUUUCCUUGUUUUCAGCACCCGCCCAUGCCUAGUCCUUUGUGCUCCGAUACUGCCUGAUAGAGUAGAUUUUGGAAGUCAUUGAGAUGAUCGAUUGAUUCCUGGUUGUCUCUCGUCCGGCUGUUGGUAUACGCGGGAUAGGAGUUGGGAGUGGGCGCGGGGUUGUUAUAUGGAUGUUUAGAUAAUAAUCAUGUAUCACACCCUUUCAACGAUAGUGUAUAUCAA